Molecule: messenger RNA, 1400 nt
Organism: Hippocampus comes (tiger tail seahorse)
Lineage: Eukaryota; Metazoa; Chordata; Actinopteri; Syngnathiformes; Syngnathidae
Exons: 5
Coding region: 16-1353 (445 amino acids)
Source: RefSeq, a predicted model, not a curated record
UGAGUGUCCUCAAGUAUGGCGGUGGAUGCUCCGAUAUGUCGUACCGUAGCAGUUGUCUUGCUCCUGUGUUCCUUGGUGCCGAGUUUCAGCUGUUUCCCGCAGAAGAGCCUUGGUAAAUUUGUCCCAUGGCAAUUAGCUAGCGAGAAGCUCGGAGUAAGAAAGGGGAAGAUUCUCUUCAAUGGGAAAGAACUGAACUCCUUGUCAGAAUCUGAUGCUUCGGGAACGUGGGAGGAGGCAUCACGGUCCGACGAGCUCAGAGAAGUUGAAGCAGCAUGGCGGCUCACAAAUCCCUCAUUGCGAUGUGGUCCUACAAAAAUGACAUUAAAAGUCAUGGGCCGUGGAGCUGUGAACUUGGAACUCGACCUGGGCUCUGGGCGUUCCCUACCUCUAAGCCAGAUGCCGGAAUCUUGUGGCCAUUCGCUCCAUCAGAAUUCUCUUGGCCUUGUCUUAGUUGUUUCAUAUGGUGGCUGCAAAGUGAUGCGAGAGAAUGGAUAUCAUGUUCUACCAAUGAGCUUCAUGGAGACUUCCGUUACACUCGCCUGCCCCGUGUUCCCACCCUUGACCCCGCCGCAUCCCAUCCCUCUAAUUGCCCGAAACGUCGACCGCUCCAAGCGUGACGAGGACGAGCCCGCAUCUGACGAGAACCUUCACCUUCGAUACCAGCACUAUCAUAACUAUUUAAAGUACCUGUACUACUUGCAUAUCCUAAAGAAUCCCCACAUGUAUCCUUUUGUACAUCGCCCUUACAAUCCCCUGUACCAAAACCCGCAUCUUGUUUCUCACGCCUAUCCGCAUAUUCCAGUGCAUCAUCCACUUUAUGCUCACUAUCCACAGAACCCCGCGGCCCCCUAUUGCCACCCACCCGGGGCCCUUUGUCCUUUGCCCCAUUAUCUCUAUCCCCAUCCUCAAGCACUCCAAAAUAGGGAAAUACUAAUGGACGCCAACCGCGGUCCAGAAACCUUAACAACGCCGCCCUCUCCGACCGGCGAUCCCGCAACCACUGCAGCUACUACUACUACUACAACAACCACUGCAACUACUACAACUAGAAAACCUUGUAGACGCAUCAUCCCCACUACUACGGUUAGUCCUACGGCUGCUGCUACUACAACCAAACGACGGUGUCGACCCAGAACCCAUCCGGAGAAUAAGCACUUCACCCCUUAUGCCACCAACCCCUUCGCACAAGAAAUCUCGUACGACGAAGGCGCUCCAAUUGGAGGCAACCCUAAGAGUUCCCCUCUUGCUGGCUACAAAUCUGGACCACUCCAGAGCUACCAGUACUGGCCACAGGAGCCCUGGUUUUCCCAAGAGGAGGAUAAAGACAUCCCCUUUGACUGGGAUGAUCUUUAACCAUAGCCCUGGGGACUGGCAUUCAAUAAACGUUUUAAGGAAAAGUU